GUCACACGUGGCAAAACAUCGUACUACACAUUAUUACGAAUUUGCAAGUUUUCUGGAACUUGUAACCGAUAAGUAAUUUUAAUUUUCGCCAGUAAGAUGGCGAAGAAAAAUUUUUGGUUCAACAGCUUUAUAUGGCUUGUGUUUGUCGUGGGUCUCUCCAAGCAAGCCAAGAAGAAAAUUGACAAAAGCUCCAUCAUAGAAAUAAAUGAUAUUAAGCCAUUCAAGAAAUUACAAAGGACCCAUACCAAUUUGCUUGUUUUAUUUGCUCAAAGCGAACGUGAUGCGUCAAGUCGAUUUGAAGUCUUGGCACGAGUUGCAGAAGAAAUUAAAGGCAGGGGGACUGUUGCAUACAUAAAUUGUGGAGAAAGCAAAGAUACAAAAAAAAUGUGCAAGAAGCUCAGAGUUUCUCCUCAACCUGUGGUGUUAAAACAUUACAAAGAUGGGGAUUUUAACAAAGAUUAUGAUAGGAGGAACACAGUUAAGUCAAUGUUAAACUUUAUGAAUGAUCCUACGGGAGAAAUGCCUUGGGAAGAAGAAGAAGGCACAGAGGAUGUACGACAUGUUCACACAAGUAGUGAAUUUGUCAAACUGACAACAAAAGAGAAGAAACCAAUCAUGGUCAUGUUCUAUGCUCCAUGGUGUGGUUAUUGUAAAAAGUUAAAACCUGACUAUGCUGUAGCAGCCACUGAACUUAAAGGAGAAGCUAUAAUGGCUGGAAUGGAUGUAGAUACUUAUGAAGCAUAUCAAAUCAGAGAAAAAUUCAAUAUCACAGGAUUUCCAACUUUAAUAUAUUUUGAAAAUGGUGAAGAAAAAUAUCGUUAUCAAGGAAAACAUGAUAAAGAUUCUCUUGUAGAGUGGAUGAGAAACCCUGCUCCUUCAACUCCACCUGCUAAGGAAGAGGAGUGGAGUGACAUACCUAGUGAUGUUGUCCAUCUCAAAGAUGACACAUUUGAUGACUUUAUUGCAAACAAUCCAUCUGUUCUUGUCAUGUUUUAUGCUCCUUGGUGUGGUCACUGCAAAGCUAUGAAGCCUGAAUACACAGAUGCAGCCAAAACAAUGAAGGAGGAGGAGGUUCCUGGUGUGAUAGCAGCAGUAGAUGCAACAAAGGAAACAGCAGUUGGCAAAAGAUUCAAAAUUGAGGGCUAUCCAACAGUGAAAUAUUUCAAAGAUGGUGAAUUUGCUUUUGAUGUGAACGAGAGAACGGCUGACAAGAUUGUGGCAUUUAUGAAAGAUCCAAAAGAACCACCCCCACCCCCUCCCCCAGAGAAAGAUUGGAGUGACGUGGAGAGUGAGGUGGAACACCUGACAGAUGACACUUUCAAAGGAUUCCUGAAGAAAAAGAAACAUGUCUUGGUCAUGUUUUAUGCACCAUGGUGUGGUCACUGCAAGAAAGCUAAACCAGAAUUUAUGGAAGCUGCUAAACAUGAUGCGGAAAACUCUAAGGUUGCAUACGCUGCAGUUGAUUGUACAGUCCACAGAUCUGUGUGUAACCAGUUUGACGUGCAGGGAUACCCUACCUUCCGCUACUUCAACUACGGCAAGAAGGACUUCAAGUACAUCGGAGGACGGGUGGCUAAGGACUUUAUUCAGUUCAUGGAGAAUCCUCGUGAAGGUCCCCCACCCCCACCCUCUGAACCAGAGUGGAAAGAUAUGCCAAGUCACGUCACCCACCUAACUGACGAUACUUUUGAGGAAUUUGUGAAGACACACCAUUCGGUUCUUGUCAUGUUCUAUGCACCUUGGUGUGGUCACUGCAAAGCAAUGAAGCCUGCUUACAUGGAAGCCGCUGAAGAGUUGCACAGUAAAAAUGCUCGCAGUGUUUUGGCCGCUGUAGAUUGUACCAAAGAGAAAUCGUUGGCACAAAAGUAUGACAUUGAUGGAUUUCCUACAAGUGAGUUCAAACAAAGGACCACUCAAGCUUUCUUUUAUUUUUCGUGUUGUAGGUCCGAGGCCUCAGCACCUGCAGACGCCAAAACAGCCAAACCUGAAAAACCAGUUGAACCAGCUUGGAGUGAUGAAGAUACAGACGUGGUCCAUUUAACAGCAAGCACAUUUCAGGAGUUUAUUAAGUCACACAGUUCAGCCCUUGUCAUGUUUUAUGCUCCCUGGUGUCCACAUUGCAAAAAGAUAAAACCCGAGUUUUCGGAGGUGGCCAAAGAAGUCAACACCGAGAACAAGGUCCCUGGUGCCCUGGGUGCGGUGGAUUGUACUGUGGAUGGUGAUCUUUGUACUGAACAGGAAGUCAAGCGUUAUCCCACAUUAAAGUACUACAAAGAUGGGGAAUUUGCUUACAAGUACACAAAGAAAAGGAAAGCAGAGGACAUGCUAGCCUUCAUGAAAGAUCCCCAGAAACCUGCACCUCCUCCUCCACCACCUGAUUGGAGUAAGGAGUCUGGUAAAGUGCAUUUCCUGACUAACGAGACUUGGGAUUCAUUCAUGGCCGAACAUCCUUCUGUGCUGGUCAUGUUUUUUGCUCCUUGGUGUGGUUACUGUAAAGCUAUGAAGCCAAACUUCUUUAAAGCCGCUGAGAUCCUUAGUGAACAACAUCCGUCUGAAGCGUUAGCAGCUGUUGACUGCACGAAAUUCAAAUCUAUUUGCAAGCGGACCGGUCUCAAGGGAUAUCCCACAGUGAAAUACUACAAAAAUGGCGAAAUGGAAAAAGAUUAUGAUGGUGAUAGGUCGGCUGAAGAUAUAAUUAACUUUAUGAAGAGCAUGAGUGGUGUGGACACUGUACCUGAAGAAACGAAAGGAACUGAGACAGAAAAAGAAGAAUCAGAUGGAUUGAAGAUCUUAGCUUCUGCAAACUUUGAAUCCUUCUUGUCCGAGACAGAACACGUGUUGGUUAUGUUCUUUGCCCCAUGGUGUGGUCAUUGUCAGAAUGCCAAACCCAAAUUCCUGAAAGCUUCUGAAGCGUUUGCCGAGGAAGCUAAUAAAGCUUUCACUGCAGUUGACUGCACUCAGGAUAGCGAUUUGUGUGAUAAACAAGGCGUGAACGGAUAUCCGACCAUCAAGUAUUACAGAUAUGGUGCUUUUGUUGUUGAAUACGACGGCGACAGAACUGAAGAAGACUUUUUGUCCUUCAUGAAGUCACCCCCCAACCCCCUCCCCCCUGAUCAACCAGACAGCAACCAAGAUGAAAAGCGAGACGAACUUUAACUUCGAGUUUUGUAUUUCAAAUUUAGCUUUAAAUUAUCCUUUUAAAUUCGGCCAUAGCGAAAUAAUUCCGAUGUUUUUACGAAUAAUUCUGUAGAGUUUAGUAGAUGCACCCGACGUUAAAAACGUCUCAUCAGGAAAAUUUACGACCACGUCUGCAGCAUACACCAACCGCGAAUUCACCUCUGUUUUCGUUCACUUUUCUACCAAUACUAAAAACGAUCAACAGGAAAGUGAUAAUAAAUAAAUUAUUUCUGUCUUUCGGCCUCGAACGCAAGUAUUUCCUCUUUAGUUUGGUUGAAAAACAGACUUUAAUGCUCACUUUUUCCAUUCUUUGUACGCUUAGACGUGGUUGUAAGUUUUUAUCAUCAGACUAAUUGCUCUCCAUCACUCUCGCUUCGUAGGUUUACUGUAAAUUUUUUUUUUUUCAUCAAAAAUUUUCAAAUCAGGAAGUGCACUUUUCAAGUCAAAAUGGCCUUCAAUUCAUCUCACGACAGUCGAUUAAAGUUUUUUUUUUAAGAAAAGGGAAUUAUUCAUUCAGCUUGCUUAUUUCCGAAAAACAUUUUUGAUUUAUUUAUGAAAUGAAAUUGCUCUUCUACAGCCUGUUAUGUUAUGAUGUAAAUUUGACAUUCUGUCAAACUAAUGUGCUUUAGCAGUCAAAUUUCCGAGAAGACUCUCGACGAAGCGGUAGCUUAAAUCAACUAUAGAUAAUUGCAAAGAGAUAGGUAAUCAUUAUUGAAAUAACCCAGAAAAAGACCUACUAACGAGUCACAGAUUGUUAGGCAACGCUCCAUAAGCUCUAUGUGACAUUACAAACAAAUGCGUGAGGUCAAACAAAGGAGAGUGUUCAAAAAUAUUUUUUUGUCAGAUAUUUUUCUCCAUGAAAAUGCCGGUAUCGUUUUAACUACAGAUUAAAGGUCCAAAUAAAGACAAUUACGUACUA
Molecule: messenger RNA, 4096 nt
Organism: Pocillopora damicornis (cauliflower coral)
Lineage: Eukaryota; Metazoa; Cnidaria; Anthozoa; Scleractinia; Pocilloporidae
Product: putative protein disulfide-isomerase A4
Biological process (GO): protein folding
Cellular component (GO): endoplasmic reticulum
Molecular function (GO): protein disulfide isomerase activity
Source: RefSeq, a predicted model, not a curated record